GCGAAGCCCCACGCGUACAGUAACCCCAAACACGACCCACCACCAACAGGACAAAUCUCCAUUAAAAAAAUAAUCCCAUAGCCUUCUCCUCCCUUUCUUCUCCACACCCCGGUCUUCUCUGUCCCAGCACCGAACAGAUCAUCAGGUAUAAACAUAGAGGGAAAUAAGAGACAAAAAAGAGAAAAAAGAGGCGGAGAAACGCGCGCGCGCCGAAGGUGGCAUGAGUACUGGAAGUACAAGCAGCAGCGGAGGGGCCGGAGGAAGCGGCGGAGGUUCCGGAGUUGGUGGCGGAGGAGGCCCGUGCGGUGCGUGCAAGUUUCUUCGAAGAAAGUGCGUCAGCGGCUGUAUCUUCGCUCCUUACUUCGACUCGGACCAAGGAGCGGCGCACUUUGCGGCCGUGCACAAGGUGUUCGGUGCUAGCAACGUGUCGAAGCUGCUGCUACACAUCCCGGCGCACAAGCGCCUGGAUGCGGUGGUCACUAUCUGUUUCGAGGCCCAGUCGCGCCUCCGCGACCCCGUUUACGGCUGCGUGGCACACAUCUUCGCUCUUCAGCAGCAG
This is a messenger RNA of Phalaenopsis equestris, 559 nucleotides long. RefSeq names its product LOB domain-containing protein 18-like. Gene Ontology annotation, cellular component: nucleus. The transcript has a single exon. The record is from RefSeq and is a predicted model, not a curated record. Gene Ontology annotation, biological process: positive regulation of DNA-templated transcription; hormone-mediated signaling pathway. Lineage: Eukaryota; Viridiplantae; Streptophyta; Magnoliopsida; Asparagales; Orchidaceae. The annotation marks the transcript as partial.